AUGGCACGGAGAAGGGUCAACCUGAGGACUCCUACAUCAAACGUCGUCGUCCUCGCCUGCGUGGCUGUCGUCGCUCUGUGCGACAAGGUCCCAUUCCUCAUCCCCCAUCCCCCAGUCUACAUCCCUAGACCUGCCUACCACACCCCCGAGCCUGCCUACCACGCACCUGAGCCUGCCUAUCACGAGCCAGCAUACCCCGAUGUGCCCGCGAAGUACAACUACAACUACGGCGUCGCCGACAGCUACUCCGGCGCCAACUUCGCCGCCUCGGAGUCCCGCGACGAAUCUGAGGUCACCUACGAGGGCGAGGCUCAGUACCCCGAGUACAAGCCCACCUACAAGCCCGCUCACCCCGCUUAUGCUUAA
Penaeus chinensis is the source of this 366-nucleotide messenger RNA. RefSeq lists its product as uncharacterized. The transcript is spliced from 4 exons. The record is from RefSeq and is a predicted model, not a curated record. Bases 1 to 366 code for a protein of 121 amino acids. Lineage: Eukaryota; Metazoa; Arthropoda; Malacostraca; Decapoda; Penaeidae.